AUGUCGCUUUUGCACCUUUCCACGAUUCCCCUCCCUUCAAAUGCCUCCAGUGCCGGUAUGUACCGCAUCUUGUGCAAUUAUCAGUUCAUCGACCUGCGGACAGCAUUGAUUGUCUUUGCGAACUUCAGAGGGCACUCCUUGUGGCGUGACCUGUUUCGAAACAAAACGGACCGUUCUGAUAGAAUUCAGGUCAUAGCCAAGCCACCCUUCCCGGCUGUGCACUCGUCAUUCGCAGUGACCAGAUAUAUCAGAUAUAUUGGACGCUGUGUGAUGAUUGUUGCUGCUGAAGCCACAGGCCCAGGAAUUCUCGUACAAGUCGUCGAAGUGCCGGGCGUAACGACCAUCGCUACGCUUGGAGUUUUCGAGAUAUGA
Molecule: messenger RNA, 372 nt
Organism: Hymenoscyphus albidus
Lineage: Eukaryota; Fungi; Ascomycota; Leotiomycetes; Helotiales; Helotiaceae
Source: the annotation of a GenBank genome assembly